UGCAGUAUAAAGAAGGUCAAGUACAGACUGCUGCCUGCUGCUUCUUCUCUCCAUCUCUCCAGAGAAUCUCUCCAGGAAUCACUCAGUCCUACAUUGAUCGCUAUCCCUUCGCCACGAAACAACCAAUCAUGUCUUACCAAGAUGACAACAACGGCAGCUAUGGCAGCUCAGGCCGCCAAGACACUUCUGGAGGAUAUGGAGGAGACUCCGAUCGCCUGGGUCGCGACACUAGUGACUCCUAUGGCAGCAGUGGACGCACUGGCGGCCAGGAUGAUUCCUUCGGCAGCAGUGGACGCACAGGUGGCCUAGGUGACGACUCCUACCGAAGCAGCGGAGGUAAUGGUGACAGCGAUAGCUAUGGCAGCGGCGGAAACACCAGCAGCAACUAUGGCUCAGGCACGACUGGCGGUGCAGGCUACGGUAACAAGACAUCCAACUCCAACCAGAGCAGCUCUGGCCGUGACACCAGUGACACAUACGGAAGCUCGGGACGUGACACCAGCGACACAUAUGGAAGUUCGGGACGUGACACCAGCGACACCUAUGGAAGUUCGGGACGUGACACCAGCGACAACUAUGGAAGCUCGGGACGUGAUACCAGUGACAAGUAUGAAAGUUCUGGACGUGAUACCAGCGACACAUAUGGAAGCAGUGGCCGCACAGGUGGACUAGGCGAUGAUACUUAUGGUAGCAGCAACAAGACAGGAUCCUCCGGAUACGGUGACGACAACAACUCGAGCAGCUAUGGUGGGCAAGACAACCGCUCGUUCACUGAAAAGGCCAAGGACAAGCUGUCCAGCAAGCGCAGCGACCAGCCAGAUGAUCCCAUCUCAGGUACCAACUAUGGCGAGGACAGUGGUCGCGGCAACAACUCCUAUGGCUCUAACGACAACGAUGAUUCAUACGGCUCCGGCAACAAGAGUUCUGGCGGAUUCAUGGACAAGGUGAAGGACAAAGUCGGCCUCAACAAGAACAAGGGCGAUGACAGCUAUGGCUCUUCAGACAACUAUUGAGUUGCUGGUCGUGACAAGGCUGGCGACUCAUACUGCAGUCGUGGCCGGUAAGGUGUGGGGCACCUAGGCGAAGACACGUGUUUUGCUAGCACCAAUAAUGAGACGGUUUCUGGUGGUGGUUAUGAUGUAUGAAACAACACUCUCUCCUGCAACAUUUCCUGUCACUACGACAACUUUCCAGAAUAGGCAAUUGUCGUAGUCGUUGUCAAAGUCGUCCGGUCGUUCGUGGCAGCAAUCCUCCACCGAACUGCCAAUGGGGAAAAGACCUUGUGCGGAUUCUCACCUGAUCGUCCUCUAUAGUUAGGUUCCAAUAUUAUAACUGAUCUGAUGUUGUUGCUGUUCU
Molecule: messenger RNA, 1356 nt
Organism: Sphaerulina musiva SO2202
Lineage: Eukaryota; Fungi; Ascomycota; Dothideomycetes; Mycosphaerellales; Mycosphaerellaceae
Exons: 5
Coding region: 129-1013 (294 amino acids)
Source: RefSeq, a predicted model, not a curated record